AUGAUGACCACUGCCGCUCCGAUGGACGUGCCUGACGACGGCAUCGCUUGCGACGCACCGAUCACCGAUGUCCCUCCUCCAUGCCAGCCGAACAACGACAACACCCGCGGCGAGCCAUCCGAACGGUGGACCCCCGAGCCAAAGCCUGCUACUGCUACUUUCGAUACCUUGACUGAAUGGGGCCGCAAGCAUUUUGGAGAGGAGUGGACAACGGAGCGGGAGAGCAUGAUAGAUGACGCUUACAACUCCAUUGCCGCGGAGGAUCCGACAAGGUGGAACCGAUACUGCGAUCGGCAGAAGAAAUUGAGGAACAUGGAGAGGGAACUGCAGAGAGGCAAGGUGGAGCUACGCGGCCGCGAGCUGGACGAGUUGACGUCGUUGGCACGAAAGCGUUAUGGUGAGGGAUGGUACCUCAAUCGCAGAGCAGCUCGUCGGGAGCGGGAAAUGGGCCUUGCGGCUAAAGAAUUUUCGGAGAAGAUGUACCACUCCAGGCGAACGGACAAACGAUGGCGGAUGGCGAGCGACAUCAUGGCGGCCAGGGACGGCGCCAUGCUGUCUGAGGGAUACUCGUGGGCUCAGAUACUUGGGUCUUCGCAACCGCCGAACGACAUCGACGACACCGAGACAUGCACGCCGGCAAUGAGCGAGGUGAACUACCCACGGGCAGUUACGGAGGUGGCCGGUACGUCGGCAGCGAGCGAGGCAAGCAGCGAGCUGGAAGACGACGACGCGCCAACGAACGAGUCUAAAUACACAAAGGAGGCCAGGGAGGGCCCGAAGCGCAUCGUGGAAAGGAUGGAGUGGACGGCUAUUACUGACGACUGGGACGAUAAACAGUACGAGCGGACCAGGUUCUCUGGCAUCGAGAGAAAGAGAUCACGAGCCGAAAACGAGGAGUGCACACGUCGUUUCUACAGUGAGGGACCGGAGGCCAAGAAGAAACGGGAGGAGAGGGAACUCCAUCUCCACCGCGUGCAAUACCGGGCGACAUUGAUGUUCAUGGAGCACACCAGACUCCACGAACAGCCUCGCUCCACCGACGAGGGUAGAUAUGAGUAUCAACACGCGCACCAGCGCCUCGGAGAGUAUCUUGGGGGAGACUUCACUGAGCUGCCUGACCUGCAGCUGCUAGCGCAGAAGCUAGGUAUCCGAAAGCCCUUUCCAGCGCAUCACGCUGGCAUCUUCUCUGGCAGCGGACAGGAACCGACAGCACGCUCCAAGCAGCAGCAGCAACGCAAGCGCCCGGACAGUCCCCAGCGCCACGAACGCCGUCAGAGCCGUCGUCUCCGCCAACUGCCGGUCGAGUAUAAGCCCGAAGACCCAGACAAGAUCAUUCGGCUGGCCAACGCCGCGCGCCGCAGGGGCCUGUAG
This is a messenger RNA of Clonostachys byssicola, 1371 nucleotides long. The record is from the annotation of a GenBank genome assembly. NCBI's taxonomy places the organism in Eukaryota, Fungi, Ascomycota, Sordariomycetes, Hypocreales, Bionectriaceae.